AUGUUCCAAUCCUUUCAAUCAGAAUUCUCAUUGAAUCGUCCCAAUAGAGCCACAGUAUUGAUCAGGUUCCUGUCAAUUUAUUUAUUGAAAAUCAUCUACAAAUUAUUAUUAUUUAUUAUUUAUUUAAAAUAGAUGCAAAUAUUCAUAAAAACUUUGGCAGGCAAGAAGGUUUCAUACAACAUAGAAGCUGAUAAUACCAUUCAAUAACUUAAAAUGCAAUUAUAAGAGAAAGAGGGAAUUAGCUCAGAAUAAUUUAAGGUAUUUCUCCAUACAUUAAAUAAUUUAGCUAAUAUUUAAGGGAAGACAUUUAUAAGAAGAAUGCAAAAUUUCUGAUGCUUAAAUGUAAGCUGGAGACACUGUCCAUAUGGUCAUUUAAUUGAGAGGAGGUUUUUGA
Messenger RNA from Paramecium octaurelia, 394 nucleotides. Lineage: Eukaryota; Ciliophora; Oligohymenophorea; Peniculida; Parameciidae. The record is from the annotation of a GenBank genome assembly.